Molecule: messenger RNA, 1200 nt
Organism: Polistes canadensis
Lineage: Eukaryota; Metazoa; Arthropoda; Insecta; Hymenoptera; Vespidae
Exons: 2
Coding region: 421-1200 (259 amino acids)
Source: RefSeq, a predicted model, not a curated record
CUACCACUAUUAUCAAUAGAUGAAUUAUGAAAUUAAACGGAUAUAUGUGGCCGUGUGUCACAAAAGAAAGAGAAAAAGAGAAAGAGGGAGAAAGAAAAAUAGAGAACGCGUGCGCAACCCUCUAACACGUGCCGAAGGAAUGAGCUUUACUAUGAUUAUUUUUCAAGAGGUUGCAGUAGCACACGCGCUUUCACAUCCAAAAGGUGAUAUCGGUUGUUCUUUCUCGUUAUUUUGUCUCUUAUUUGUAUCUUAAAAAUGUAAAGAUUAAAUUCUAAGGAAGAGUACGGAAGAAGUUUUGCAAAAGGAAAAAAUUCAUUAUAAAAUUUGAUAUAUAAAAAAAGAAGUACAGUUGGAUAUCAUGGUGACCAGAGAGUCAACAGAUCGUAGCAUUGGAAAGAUCUAAUUAAAAUAAGAAUAAAAAUGAGUAAGGACGGUAGCAGUGGAGAAUCAGGCGCCCAAGAUUCCGGUGAUAAUGCGGGGGAUGUAAAAGAUGUUAAUGCAAGCAUUUACGAAAACAAAGGACCAAAAAAAAUAGUGCGUAUUAUAACGGUACUGGCAUACAUGUUCUCAGUAAGUUUUGUUGCGAUCGUAUUAAGCGCUUACUACGUAUUCCUUUGGGAACCACCUAAUCCACGACUCAUGCACAGUCCAGCUAUUCGUUUACAAGCUGAUCCUCGAUUAGAUUUCCUUAGAAUCGAAUCACCACCUGAACAAUAUUUGAAUACAAUCUCAGAACAUUUAUCGUCGAAGAAAAAUAAUUCUAACGAAAUAAUUCAAGAACACGUGGAAGAAAGUACCCUCAGUAACAAUGAUCUUGAAGAAUUUAUAACUACCUUGAAAACUACCCUGGCAGAAGAACUGAUUAAUGAAAAAAAUAACGACAACGAUUCUUCUUCUUCUUCUAUACAAGAAUAUCUCGUCAAACAUAAUCGAAAUAAUGCAGAUGACAAUUUAAAGGAAAAUAAAAAAAUCAAUUCACUAUGGAAAAAUCUUCGUCAAAUUUAUAAUUUAAAACAGACUAUAGUACUCGAUCGAGAAGGAGAAAGAAAGGACGAAAUGAAUGAAACAAUUUUCAUGAAUAAAAUUAUGUAUAACAACUUGAUAGAAGAGAUUGAACGAAAAAAUGAAGAAGAAGAAAAUAAAGAGUCAGAGAUUGUCGAGAUUAAAGGACAUUUGCUAAAUCAAAUUCACGUUAUUUAA